Molecule: messenger RNA, 4829 nt
Organism: Equus caballus (horse)
Lineage: Eukaryota; Metazoa; Chordata; Mammalia; Perissodactyla; Equidae
Gene: NPAS2
Product: neuronal PAS domain protein 2
Biological process (GO): circadian regulation of gene expression; regulation of transcription by RNA polymerase II
Cellular component (GO): cytoplasm; nucleus; CLOCK-BMAL transcription complex
Molecular function (GO): E-box binding; DNA-binding transcription factor activity, RNA polymerase II-specific; protein dimerization activity
Source: RefSeq, a predicted model, not a curated record
CACCAAAAAAAAAAAAAAAAUUAUCUAAAACUUUAAAUUUCAAGAGUAAAUGUUAGUCCAUUUGCAAAGUGUUGGUUUUAGGGUUCUGACUUCAGACCCUCUGUUUUGAGAACAGAGGCGUGUGGGCAGUGGUGAUUCAGCUUCUCCGUGGUCCCCACUCCUAUCUCAGUCACACUCUGCCCUCUCAGCCACUGCGCCUUCUGCCUCCAGUGCCCUCCACAGGCUCUUGCCUCACAGACACCUUGAAAGUGUUUCUCCAUGGAGCACUGGCUGGAGAGGGAGCACUCCAGACAGGGGGGACUCUGGGAAAUGUGUGAAUGAAGGAAAGAGUCUGCCGUUCUGGGAGGUGAAGGAUCACAGGCCUGCGUGUGGCAGAAGACGAAACCGGAUCUGUGGGCCUGAAAGGCAUCGAGCAAGCGUCCUGGGACAGUCAAGGCUCCAGGCGCUGAGGUAGUCUCCGAUGACUUCAGGCUGCGAGAACAUUCCUGGAUUGUUACCUCAUUUUUCGCAUCUGUGUGCCUUGUCUAUCUAGGGAAGUGUAAGUGCCUUAAAGGAAGCGUGGCGGAUUACACUCCUUUGAGGCCCCGAUCCCUCCAGGCUGUAUGUAAGAGGAGCUUGUGUCAUUGAAUGAACAGAGAAACAAAUAAAUUCUCUCCUUUAGAAUGUCAUAGGCAGAUUGCAGGUUUAAGGCUUGAGAUAAACAGAUGCUUCGUUGAGCCGGGUCUAGACAGCAGUUCUCAAAGUGUGAUCUUUGAGAUCUGGGGUGGGGGGGGCGUCCCUCGAGGUGAAAACAAUUUUCCUAAUAACAUUUACUCUCAUGAGCGUACGGUAGACUUUUCCAGAAGUUCCUUGACAUUUGAUGACUUCAUCGCUCUGACACCUAAUGGAAUGAGUGCUUGCGUAUUUAAGAUUUCUCAGUUUUAACCAACGUAUAUAAGAGCUCUUCGGAGUCCUCAAUAAAUUUUGGAGCAUGUAAAAGGUUGCUGGAACCAAGAAGUUUGAGAACUUCUGGGCUAAGUCGUGUGGAUUAGAUAAAACCAAAAUGAUGACAACUAGAAAGACCUGUAAGAAAAAUCUAGAAGUAGAUGGUAAUUGCCUGUUCUUUUUUGCAGGAAAAACUGCAUAGAAAAUCUAAUGGAUGAAGAUGAGAAAGACAGGGCAAAGAGAGCUUCUCGAAACAAGUCUGAGAAGAAGCGUCGGGACCAGUUCAAUGUUCUCAUCAAAGAGCUUAGCUCCAUGCUCCCUGGCAACACGCGGAAAAUGGACAAAACCACCGUGCUGGAAAAGGUCAUUGGAUUUUUGCAGAAACACAAUGAAGUCUCAGCGCAAACGGAAACCUGCGACGUUCAGCAGGACUGGAAGCCUUCGUUCCUCAGUAAUGAAGAAUUCACCCAGCUGAUGUUGGAGGCAUUAGAUGGUUUCAUCAUCGCGGUGACACCGGACGGCAGCAUCCUCUACGUUUCUGACAGUAUCACGCCUCUCCUCGGGCAUUUGCCGUCAGAUGUCAUGGAUCAGAAUUUGUUAAAUUUCCUUCCAGAACAAGAACAUUCAGAAGUUUAUAAAAUGCUUUCUUCCCAUAUGCUUGUGACGGAAUGCCCCUCCCCAGAAUACGUAAAAUCUGACAACGAUUUAGAGUUUUAUUGCCAUCUUCUCAGAGGCAGCUUGAACCCAAAGGAAUUUCCAACGUAUGAAUACAUAAAAUUUGUAGGAAAUUUUCGCUCUUACAGCAAUGCGCCCAGCCCCGUGUGUAACGGCUUUGACAGCACCCUCUCGAGGCCUUGCAGGGUGCCCCUAGGAAAGGAGGUCUGCUUCAUCGCUACCGUUCGUCUGGCAACACCACAGUUCUUAAAGGAAAUGUGCAUAGUUGACGAACCUUUGGAGGAAUUCACUUCAAGGCAUAGCUUGGAAUGGAAAUUUUUAUUUCUGGAUCACAGAGCCCCACCCAUCAUAGGAUACCUGCCUUUUGAAGUUCUGGGAACCUCGGGCUAUGACUACUACCACAUCGAUGAUCUGGAGCUCCUGGCCAGGUGCCACCAGCACUUGAUGCAGUUUGGCAAAGGGAAGUCGUGCUGCUACCGGUUUCUGACCAAAGGCCAGCAGUGGAUUUGGCUGCAGACGCACUACUACAUCACCUACCACCAGUGGAACUCCAAGCCCGAGUUCAUCGUGUGCACGCACUCGGUCGUCAGUUACGCGGAUGUCCGGGUGGAAAGGAGGCAGGAGCUGGCUUUGGAAGACCCGCCAUCCGAGGCCGCCCACCCUGCAGUGCUAAAGGACAAAGGCUCGAGCCUGGAGCCUCAGCAGCACUUUAAUGCACUUGACAUGGGCACCUCCGGCCUUAACGCCAGUCACUCGCCGUCAGCGUCCUCAAGAAGUUCACACAAAUCCUCGCACACGGCCAUGUCAGAACCCACCUCCACUCCCAGCAAGCUGAUGGCAGAGGCCACCUCCACGGCUUUGCCAAGAUCGGCCACCCUGCCCCAAGAGCUCCCCGUGCCGGGGCUCAGCCAGGCAGCCACGAUGCCGACUCCCCUGCCUGCCCCAUCGUCCUGUGACCUCGCACAGCAGCUCCUGCCUCAGACCAUUUUGCAGACCCCCCCGGCCCCCAUGGCACAGUUCUCGGCACAGUUCAGCAUGUUCCAGACCAUCAAAGACCAGCUGGAGCAGCGCACACGGAUCCUGCAGGCCAACAUCCGGUGGCAGCAGGAGGAGCUCCACAAGAUCCAGGAGCAGCUGUGCCUGGUCCAGGACUCCAACGUCCAGAUGUUCUUGCAGCAGCCAGCUGUCUCCCUGAGCUUCAGCAGUGCCCAGCGCCCCGAGGCUCAGCAGCAGCUCCAGCAGAGGUCGGCCCCAGGGGCCCAGCCCCAGCUCGUGGCCAGCCCUCCGCUUCCAGGGCAGGUCGCCCCUGCCCAGGUCACAAACCAGCACCUGCUCAGAGACUCGAGUGUGAGAUCAACCCAGGGCCCGAAGCCAAUGAGAAGCUCGCCACUGAUGCAAGGAAGCGGGCGCUCGGUGAGCCUGACGCCCCAGUUCAGCAGCGCCGCAGCUGUGCUCCCGACACCCCUGGGCCUGACCACCCCUGCCCCGGUCUCCAGGGACACCAGCCAGUGCCAGCCCAGCCCGGACUUCAGCCACGAUCGGCAGCUCCGGCUGUUGCUGAGCCAGCCCAUCCAGCCCAUGAUGCCUGGGUCCUGUGAAGCGAGGCAGCCCUCGGAGGUCAGCAGGACUGGACGGCAGGUCAAGUAUGCACAGAGCCAGGCCGUGUUUCAAAGUCCAGACGGGCACACCACCAGCAGCAGCGCCUCAACUCCCGUCCUGCUGAUGGGACCCGCAGUGCUUCACCCCAGCUUCCCCACCUCCCAGCCGCCGCCCCUGCAGCCCGCACAGGCCCAGCAGCAGCCGCCACAGCACUUCCUGCAGGUACAGGCGCCAAGCUCUUUGCACAGUGAGCAGCAGGACUCGCUGCUUCUCUCCACCUACUCGCAACAGCCAGGGCCCCUGGGCUAUGCCCCGCAGCCCCAGCCCUCACGCCCUCCCCGAAGGGUCAGCAGCCUGUCCGAGUCCUCAGGCCUCCAGCAGCCACCCCGGUAGUGCCCUGGCACCUCAGUUGGGUCACAAUCAGCUUUAACCAAUGGAUGACGGGGGGUUGGUCACGGGAGUUGGGGAGAGGAGUUUAAACUAAACCCUUGGCUUUUGUGCACACUGCAUACAUUUCAGAACUCCUGGAUGGUAGCCAUCUCUGGAGUGCGCGGCUGGCACGUGGGAAAUGACAGCAAGACUGGUGGGCUUCCCCUGCCUCCGCACUUCUCGGGCGCACUCUACAGCCAUACUUGGGCGGGAACCGAGUACCCACGACAGCGUCGUUACUCAGUUUACCUUAGCCAACAGAGCAGCUCACCGCAUCCUCCCCAGGGCGCACAGGUCACUCUCACUGGCUGUGGCCCGUCCACCCUUGCUAGCCGGGCUUCACUCUCCUGAUCCUCUUUCCUUUGCGUUUGAGAAGCACUGGGUCAGAGAUCUGUUUGGAGAGAGAGAAUAAAGAGAUUAUUUUUCAUUAUUUUUAAAUGGUGGUUUUGUUUUAAUUUGCACAGCUGCACAGAGGAGAUUGCUUAGGCACUUUCAGUUUUUAAAAGUAAUAAGGCCUCCUGACUUCGUUUGGAGACCACAGUAACAAAAACAGCCCACCAAUAGAUAGCCACGCCGGUCGUUAUUAACCAGGCUGCAGACCCACACCCUCCAGCCUGAACCCUCGUGGAACCACGCUCGCCCCCCCCCACACGGCUGGUGAUUAUUUUUUCCCCUAAAUGUAACACUGGACUAUUUCCUGUUUACUUCGUCGAUUGCAACUACAAAGGCGGACUCAGAGCAAAGCACAAUCACACAGCUGAUGUUCCGGAAUUGUGCUGGCAACUCUAGGACUAUGAAGGGUGAGUUCCACACGCCAGGCGGCCUGCGGAGCUCCAGGUCCCCAAGGGACCCACCACGUGCUGGCCUUUGAGGGAGAAUGCUGCAUCUUUCUACAUAUCUUUCACGAUGAGACCGAGGAUUGGAUUCUCCUUUUCAAAAUGCACUUUGCUUUUUUUGUAUGUUUUGUUAUGUUGAGAUGUUUCUAAAGAAAAGAUUUUAUGUAAUUAUAAGACAAAGUGUAGUGAACUGUACAGCUGUUGUAAUAAUGACCUAUUUCUAUAUAAAAUAAAAUUGUAUGGAUUAUGUGUAAAUUAUUUUGUAUCUGAGAUACCAGUUCCUUUCCCAAAUAUAAAAGUAUAAAAGUUUUCUUGUGUUUUUCUGUGAGUGGACAUUUUGUAAUAAAUUAACAGAUUUGUACAAUU